Amphibalanus amphitrite is the source of this 2823-nucleotide messenger RNA. RefSeq names its product SET domain-containing protein SmydA-8-like. Bases 25 to 1596 code for a protein of 523 amino acids. Gene Ontology annotation, molecular function: protein binding. Lineage: Eukaryota; Metazoa; Arthropoda; Thecostraca; Balanomorpha; Balanidae. The record is from RefSeq and is a predicted model, not a curated record. The transcript has a single exon.
CAGCUCGGCGGGACCGGCGCUGCCAUGUCGGCGCGGUGCGCGCGCUGCGGCGCGCCGGCCGAGCAGCGAUGCGCCGGCUGCUCGGUGCCCUUCUACUGCGGCCGCCAGUGUCAGCGGGCCGACUGGAAGCAGCACCGGCCGCUGUGUCAGCCGCUGACGGUGCGCCAGGCGGCCGGCGUGGGCCGCUACACGGUGGCCGGCCGCGCGCUGGCCGCCGGGCAGCUGCUGCUGCGCGAGCUGCCGCUGGCCGCCGGCCCGCAGCUGGAGGCCGAGCCGCAGUGUCUGGGCUGCGGCGGCCUGCUGGCGGCCAGCGCGGCCUCCUGCGCGCGCUGCCGCUGGCCCGUCUGCGGCGACCGGUGCGCCGACAGCGCCGCGCACGCGGCCGAGUGUCAGGUGCUGGCGCGCGACACCGGCGACCGGCCGGCGGCCGGCACCGAGCCGUGCGCGCGCUACGACUGCAUCCUGCCGCUGCGGGUGCUGCUGCUGCGCGACCAGCCGCGCCUCUGGCAGAAGGUGGAGCAGCUCGAGUCGCACCUGGAGCAGCGCCGUGACACGGCCAUCUUCCGCGACAACCAGCGCCACGUGGUGGACUACCUGCGCGGCCGUUGCGGCGUCCAGGCCGACGAGCAGCUGCUGCACCGCAUCUGCGGCGUACUCGACGUCAACGCGUUCUCGGUGCGGCCGCGGCCCGGCGCCGGCCGGCGGCGCGGCCUCUUCGCGCGCGCCUCGCUGCUCAACCACGCGUGCGUCUCCAACACGCAGCUGAGUUUGGACGGCGACACGAUGCUGGUGCGCGCCGCGGUGCCGAUCGCCGCCGGAGACGAGGUCACCGCCUCGUACGUCAGUGCGAUGGAGCCGACGGCGCGCCGCCAGAACUUCCUCUGGCACGGCAAGUACUUCCGGUGCCAGUGUCGGCGCUGCGUGGACCCCACCGAGCUGGGCACGCACUACGGCAGCCACCGGUGCUCCGAGUGCGGCGGCAUGAUGGAGUCGCAGCAGCCGACGGACGCGGACGCGCCGUGGCGCUGCAGCGGCUGCUGUCGCGCCGAGCCGGCCGACCAGGUGCGCCAGCUCAACGCCCGCCUGCUGGCCGAGCGGCAGGCCAUCCCCGAGACGGCCGUACCGGCGCUGGAGGCGUUCCUGGCGCGACACGCCGCCUCCCCGCUGCACGACGCCAACUACCACGUGCUGGCCGUCAAGCAGGCGCUGGCGCAGGCCUACGGAAACGUGUCCGGCUUCCAGCUGGACGAGCUCUCCGAGGGCCGGCUGGUAGCCAAGGAGGCCUUCUGCCGGCAGCUGAUCGGGCUGGCGCAGACCUUCGAGCCGGGCCUGUGCCGGCUGCGCGGCCUGCUGCUGCUCCAGCUGCACCACGCGCAGGUGACGCGCGCGCAGCGGCGCCACGCGGCCGGCGCGCCGCCGCGGCAGCUGCUGGCCGCGCUAGAGGCGGCCGGUCAGCACGUGGAGGAGGCGGUCAGCGUGCUGGGCCACGAGCCGGCCUCGACGCCCGAGGGCGGCGCCAUGCUCCAGCUGGCCAGGGACACGCUGCAAGGCUGCUACGAGCUGGCCGAACUGGUGCGCGCCUCGCUGGCCAGGUGAGGGCGGGCCGAGUCCCGGGCCGCCCAGUGUCCGCUCAGAGGGAGUGCCGCUCGGAGGGAGUGUCUGCGGGGCGGGGGGCGGCUCGGAGCAGAGUACCCUGCUGACGGCCGGCAGGGUGGGACCGGUGAGCGCCAGAUCGGCGCCUCAGAUAGAUGGCAUCUGCCGACAGCCGCCGGUACGUGGUCGGACGGGGGCGGGCGUGGGCUGAGAGGUGGCCGCCCGCCGACUGACCGCCGAUGAUCAGAUUGCUGUGCCGUAUCGGGAGUGCCACGGUCCAGAGAGCUGCCCUGUCGGGCCGUCGGCAGAGUGUCCCAGCACCCACUGCCCACCUGGACGGCGUGACGCUGGGUGACCUGACAAUGGGCAGCAGUGCUGCAGUGCUGUUGACGUGUAUUACCCUAUCGAGUAUCGGCGGGCGGCACUGGCCCUGUCUGCUCCGGUGUAUUUCCGACCGCCAGUAGCACACAGCUUAGCCGAGUGCCCUGCCCCUGCUUGACUGUCCCACUGUCUGGCUGUCGGUUGUGUCCCGCUGUCCCACUGUCCCAUUGUCGACUGUCUGCCACUGUCCUGCUGUCACACUCUCCCACGGUCCGCUGUCUGACUGUCGGUUGUGUCCCACUGUUCACUGUCUGACUGUCGGUUGUGUCCCACUGUUCACUGUCUGACUGUCGGUUGUGUCCCACUAUUCACUGUCUGAGUGUAGGCCAUGUCCCACUGCCCCAUUGUCCCAAUGUCCGACUGUCGACUGUCUCCAACUGUCCUAACGUCCCACUGUCGACUGUAUCUCACUGUCCCGCUGUCACACUGUCCCAUUGUCGAGAGUGUCCCACUGUCCCACUGUCCCACUGUCCUGUGUGUCCCACUGUCCUGUGUGUCCCACUGUCCCACUGUCGACUGUAUCCCGCUGUCCCGCUGUCCCAUUGUCGACGGUGUUCCACUGUCCCACUAUCUGGCCGUCGACAGUGUCCCACCGUCUGGCUCUCGACGUUGUCCCACUGUCCCACUGUCCUGUGUGUCCCACUGUCCUGUGUGUCCCACUGUUCCGUGUGUCCCACUGCCGCGCCCGCUGAGCUCCCAGCGGUGCCGCUGACAGCAGUCGGAGGCGGGCCCGCCUAUCGUUACGCUGGAUUAUCCAGAUUUAGAGAGUGAUUUCAACGGGCCCGAGUGUGGUCGCUCUGCUCGAAUACUGCUGUGAAUAAAAGCCUGCCAAAUAGCUGGCAUAUGGUU